Messenger RNA from Scomber scombrus (Atlantic mackerel), 1804 nucleotides. Its product is annotated as tropomyosin alpha-1 chain. Gene Ontology annotation, molecular function: actin filament binding. Gene Ontology annotation, cellular component: actin filament. Bases 119 to 973 code for a protein of 284 amino acids. Lineage: Eukaryota; Metazoa; Chordata; Actinopteri; Scombriformes; Scombridae. The transcript is spliced from 10 exons. The record is from RefSeq and is a predicted model, not a curated record. Gene Ontology annotation, biological process: actin filament organization; cardiac muscle contraction.
AGAGCUCGCACUCCAGCUUAGCGUUCAGUUAGGCACAGACGCCCCAGCCCCUCUCCCAGUCUCACCUUGGUUUUCUUUUGGACGUUUUAUCGGUGCCACCGAACAGAAAUAAGCAGCCAUGGAUGCCAUCAAGAAGAAGAUGCAGAUGCUUAAGCUCGACAAGGAGAAUGCCUUGGACAGAGCUGAGCAGGCUGAGUCAGACAAGAAAGCAUCAGAGGAUAAAAGCAAACAGCUUGAGGACGAAUUGGUAGGUCUGCAGAAGAAGCUGAAGGGAACUGAGGAUGAGUUGGACAAGUACUCCGAGUCUCUUAAAGAUGCACAGGAGAAACUUGAGCUGGCUGAGAAGCAAGCUACCGAUGCUGAGGGAGAUGUGGCUUCCCUUAACAGACGUAUCCAGCUGGUUGAGGAGGAGUUGGAUCGUGCUCAGGAGCGUCUGGCCACUGCUCUGACCAAGCUGGAGGAGGCUGAGAAGGUUGCUGAUGAGAGUGAGAGAGGCAUGAAGGUCAUUGAGAACAGGGCCAUGAAGGAUGAGGAGAAGAUGGAGUUGCAGGAGAUCCAGCUGAAGGAGGCCAAGCACAUUGCUGAGGAGGCUGACCGCAAAUAUGAGGAGGUGGCUCGUAAGCUGGUCAUCAUUGAGGGUGACCUGGAGCGUACAGAGGAGCGCGCUGAGCUGUCAGAAACCAAAUGCUCUGAGCUUGAGGAAGAGUUGAAAACUGUGACCAACAACCUGAAGUCACUGGAGGCCCAGGCUGAGAAGUACUCACAGAAGGAGGACAAAUAUGAGGAGGAGAUCAAGGUCCUCACUGACAAGCUGAAGGAGGCUGAGACUCGUGCUGAGUUCGCUGAGAGAUCAGUAGCCAAGCUUGAGAAGACCAUUGAUGACCUGGAAGACGAGUUGUAUGCUCAGAAACUGAAGUACAAGGCCAUCAGCGAGGAGCUGGACCACGCCCUCAACGACAUGACUUCCAUAUAAAUUGUUUACACCUCAUCAAAGACGUUUCCUUCCAGCUGAGUGGCAUCUGUCAUCUUUCUCCGGCCUUCUCUCCAUUUUCCCUUCCCUCUCUGUCUGUGCUUUCCUUUCCUCAUAUUUUCCUCCUUACGUCAAAGUUAAUUGCAUCCCAUCUCUUGUACAGAAUCCUAGAAUCUUUCUACGUUGUGUAAAAAUAAACGUCCUUCCUUCUAUGUAAGCUGUAUCUCUUUACUCUGUCCUUUUUUUUCUUUUUCAUAUCUAUUUAUUUUCAAGGGGCUCUAAUAAAACCAGGAAGCCUUGAUUUUAAGUAAUGUAUUUAUGUUUUAUUUCUGCAUCUCAACAAACCAUUCGUUGAGCCAUACCCUGCUUUCCUUGGUGUACUUUUAAAGAUUUCGAAGGCUGUACUUAUUUAUUUUCUUUAAAUAUUGUUCUGUGAAACUGAGAUAUUAGGAAUAUCACAGUAACUGCUAAAUGCACAGCGCCUAGAAGAACUACAGAUACUUGAUGAAAGCUGAGCCAAGUUGUCUUUUGAGACUGAUGCAUGCAAGCACUUUCCAACAUUUAGUACUGUGACAGGGGGAACUGACUCUGAAAAGAUUUUAAUAUUGGAGGAAAUUGGUGUUGGAUUGUUGUUAGGAAGAUUGUGGUAAAGUAGAGAAAUAGUGGAAUACAGAACAGUAUGUAAGAUGUGUUGAGACUCCUCUGGUUGCUGGGAAAACUGUGUGAUUGAGAAGCAUUGUUUCACUCUCUAUUAAGACAUCAGUGAUUAUGACACAUGGGGCUUUGUAUGAUACACAGUAUCCUGUCAUAUGUUUAAAUAAACAUACAAUCACA